Hydra vulgaris (swiftwater hydra) is the source of this 1578-nucleotide messenger RNA. RefSeq names its product tRNA (cytosine(72)-C(5))-methyltransferase NSUN6. Gene Ontology annotation, biological process: RNA methylation. NCBI's taxonomy places the organism in Eukaryota, Metazoa, Cnidaria, Hydrozoa, Anthoathecata, Hydridae. Gene Ontology annotation, molecular function: RNA methyltransferase activity; RNA binding. The record is from RefSeq and is a predicted model, not a curated record.
CAUUGGUUAAUAAAUUGAUAUUGACAAUUUCUGAGAAAACCUCGUAGAUUCAAAAAAUUUGAUAAGACCAAAUUAUAAUAACAUAGUAGUUAUAAGGUGCCUAAAAAAAUUGAAUUAUUCAAUUUAGACAUAACAGACCGUAAAAAUAGUUCUCCGUUUUUAUUAUCAACAUAAAGAAAAUAAAAAAUAGUAAAAUGGAAAAAACAAGUAUAUCACUAAACUUGCUUAGAAUCUUAUCUCAACUAUAUCCUACUAAAAACGAAAAUGAAAUUUUGGAUGUUAUUUCAAAACCUCCGAAAAAUACUGUACUGAGAGUAAAUACUCUGAAAGUAACUUUGGAUGAAGCAAUAAUUGUUUUGAAUAAUUUUUUAAAGGAUUCAUCAGAAUCAUUGGGAUUUUCUGUUUCAAAGCAUCGAUUAUUUAGUGAUGUAUUGUUUGUAUCAUCAUCUGAAGUGAAAGACCAUUUAGCUAUAUACAAUAAAGAAGUUAUUGUUGAUGUACACUGUGGUGCUGCUGUUUUAAGAGGAGCUCAUGUUUUUGCUCCUGGUGUAUUGGCGGCAUCUGCAGAUAUGAAGCAAGGUGAUAUGGUAUCAGUUUAUGCUGAUGUAGAUCAUAAGUGCAGGCGUGGUUACACAAAAGUUUUUACCGGCAGAAAGUUUUUUAUUGGUAAUGGUCUAGCUGAAUUUAAUCGUGAUACUCUCUUUGAACAUAAUGCAAAAAUAAUAGGUGUUGCAGUUAAAAUGCUUUCGAUGAAAAUACCUCAACCAAGCUUUUCUAAACUUAAUCUCGAGUUAUUUUUUCCACAAAACUUACCAUCAAUACUAGUUGGCCAUAUAUGCAAUCCACAAGAUGGUGAUCUUAUUCUGGAUAUGUGUGCUUCUCCAGGUGGAAAAACCUCGCAUGUUGCUGUACUGAUGAAAAAUCAGGGAACAAUUAUUGCAAUCGAUAAAUCAGAGAAAAAGAUUUCAAAGAUAACAGAAAACUGUGUGAUAAUGGGUUUAACAAAUGUAAAAUGUUUUGCUUAUGAUAGUUCAAAGUUGUGUUGCCAUGAGGCUUGUGAUAAUUCAAAGUUAUCUUUUGAUGAACAAAAUAAAAAUGAUUUAAAGCCUCCAUUUCCACCUUGUUUUUUCGAUAAGAUACUUCUAGAUCCUCCAUGCAGUGGAAUUGGACAAAGACCCCAACUUCGAUCUGUUUUAACUGAUAAAGAGUUGCAAUCAUACCCAAUAUAUCAAAAAAAGCUAUUUCAACAGGCAGUGUCACUUUUAAAACCAGGUGGGCGCCUUAUUUAUUCAACUUGUACUCUUCUGCCUCAGGAAAAUGAAGAGCAAAUAUCCUGGGCUUUAAAAACAUUCAAAGAAUUGAAGUUAUUAAAGCAGGAUAUAAUCAUUGGAAGACCAGGUCUCAACAACUACGGGUUAUCCCCUGAAGAAUGCGAUAAAGUUCAAAGAUUCGAUCAAUGUUAUUUGAAUUCCCUAGAAAAUGAUUUAUAUAGAAGUCUUGAGUUUGAUACAAUAGGCUUUUUUAUUGCUUGUCUAACUAAAAUCAAAUAUUAAUUUUAAUUAGUUUUGAUUUAUCUAA